Photinus pyralis (common eastern firefly) is the source of this 6755-nucleotide messenger RNA. Its product is annotated as neurogenic locus Notch protein-like. Gene Ontology annotation, cellular component: membrane. Gene Ontology annotation, biological process: multicellular organism development; Notch signaling pathway; cell differentiation. Gene Ontology annotation, molecular function: calcium ion binding; protein binding. The record is from RefSeq and is a predicted model, not a curated record. The transcript has 10 exons. Lineage: Eukaryota; Metazoa; Arthropoda; Insecta; Coleoptera; Lampyridae. The coding region runs from base 1 to 5979 and encodes 1992 amino acids.
AUGGCACCGCCAUGCUUCACCGGCACUCAAUGCGAGAUAGACAUUGACGAAUGUAAAGAUAGGCCAUGCUUAAACGGAGGUACCUGCCACGAUCUCAUCAACUCUUUCAAAUGUACGUGUGCUAUCGGAUUUGCUGGUGCUCGCUGCCAAGUGAACAUAGACGAUUGCAUUUCGAACCCAUGUCGCAACGGUGGCAUUUGUCACGAUUCUAUUGCCGGAUAUACCUGCGAAUGUCCUCCCGGUUUUACAGGCGCAUCAUGCGAAAUAAAUAUCAACGACUGUGCAUCAUCUCCUUGUCACCAUGGGGAAUGUCUCGAUGGCGAAAACACCUUUACUUGCACCUGUCAUCCGGGAUAUACGGGAUUUUUGUGUCAAUCUCAGAUCAAUGAGUGCGAGUCGAAUCCAUGUCAGUUUGGAGGAAUCUGCCAAGAUUUAGUCAACGGUUAUCAAUGUCUUUGCAAAGCCGGAACUUCGGGCCUAAAUUGCGAAAUUAACGUUAAUGAGUGUUACAGCAAUCCUUGUAGAAACAAUGCGCGAUGCAUCGAUGGGAUCAACAGAUACACCUGCGAAUGUAUACCCGGCUUCACAGGACAACAUUGCGAAACAGAUAUAAAUGAGUGCGCUUCAAAUCCUUGCGCCAACGGUGGCGUAUGCAUUGAUUUAAUUAAUGGCUUUCGUUGUGAGUGUCCACGCGGUUACUACGAUGCAAGAUGCCUAAGUGAUGUCGACGAGUGUAAAUCGAAUCCUUGUAAGCACGGAGGAAGUUGUGAGGACGGGGUCAAUCAGUUUAUAUGUCAUUGUUUAGCGGGUUAUGGAGGCAAACAAUGUGAAAAUGAUAUUGAUGAGUGUGCCUCGAACCCUUGUCAGCACGGAGGAGUUUGUCACGAUCAUCUGGCGUCGUACACAUGCGAAUGUCUGGCCGGCUACAGUGGGGUCAACUGUGAGACAAAUAUCGACGAUUGCGCUAUUAACCCAUGUAAAAAUGGAGGAUCGUGUAUUGAUCAAGUGAACGAUUAUAAAUGUGCCUGCGAACUUCCAUACACUGGUCGAAAUUGUCAUGAAAAGUUAGAUCCCUGCUCUCCUAAUCGAUGCAGACACAAUGCGCGGUGCACUCCCAGUUCUAAUUACUUGGAUUUUGCCUGUUCCUGCAGUGUUGGAUAUACUGGUCGACUUUGUGAACAAGACGUCGAUGAAUGUGAAGUUUCGCAACCAUGCAGAAACGGAGCCACUUGUCGUAACACCAAUGGAUCAUACCAGUGCAUAUGUGCGAGAGGCUAUGAAGGGCGUGAUUGUACCGUAAAUACUGAUGAUUGUGCUUCAUAUCCUUGUCAAAAUGGUGGUACCUGUUUGGACGAUAUCGGUGAUUACAUGUGCUUGUGUGUUAAUGGUUUCGAAGGUAAACACUGCGAUGUCGAUAUUGACGAAUGUCUCUCAAAUCCUUGCCUAAAUGGCGCCACAUGUAAUCAGUAUGUCGAUUCCUACACGUGCACCUGUCCUCUCGGAUUCUCUGGAAUCAAUUGCCAAACCAAUGACGAAGACUGUACGGAAAGUAGUUGUAUGAAUGGUGGAACUUGUAAUGAUGGGAUCAACUCGUACACUUGCACCUGCAAACCUGGCUACACCGGUUCAAAUUGUCAAAAUCGCAUUAACUUGUGCGACAGCUCUCCAUGUCUUAACGGCGCCAACUGUCAGGAUCAUAUCUCCCAUUACACUUGCCACUGUCCCUAUGGCUAUGCGGGAAAGGAUUGCGCCGAAUACGUCGACUGGUGCAUAACGAAUCCUUGCGAAAAUGGAGCUACCUGCAGGCAAAUCAAAAAUCAAUAUCAGUGCCUUUGCGCGCCCGGUUGGACCGGGAAGGUGUGCGAUGUCGAAAUGGUCAGCUGUAAAGAUGCGGCGUUACGAAAAGGUGUUGCUCCCAAAUUACUUUGUAACAAUGGCACUUGCGAAGACAUUGGUAAUUCUCAUCGUUGCCACUGCCUCGAGGGUUACGCCGGGUCGUACUGUCAAAAAGAAAUAAACGAAUGCGAAUCUGCUCCUUGUCAAAAUGGCGCGACUUGUAAAGAUCUAAUCGGCGCAUACGCGUGCCACUGCACCAAGGGUUUUCAAGGUCAAAAUUGUGAGUUGAACGUUGACGAUUGUAAGCCGAAUCCUUGCCAGAAUGGGGGAACCUGUCACGAUUUGGUCGACAGUUUCCAAUGUUCCUGCCCGCCUGGAACUUUGGGUUACAUUUGUGAAAUCAAUAUUGACGAUUGCCGACCGGGUGCUUGCCACAAUAACGGCACUUGCAUGGAUAGAGUUGGAGGAUUCGAGUGUAAGUGUCCGGCCGGAUUUGUCGGUCCUAGGUGUGAAGGUGACAUUAACGAGUGCCUAUCCAACCCUUGCGCUACACCCGGAACUUUGGAUUGUGUACAACUCAUCAAUGAUUAUCACUGCAACUGUAAAGCUGGAUACAUGGGAAGGCAUUGCGAGGUGAAGGUUAAUUUUUGCGCAAACUCUCCAUGUCAAAAUGGUGGUGUUUGCACGGCGGUACACGCACGACAUCGAUGUACGUGCCCGGAUGGUUUCUACGGUAAAAAUUGCGAGUUUAGUGGUUACGAUUGUGAUUCAGACCCUUGUCAGAAUGGCGGACUGUGUCGAAUUUCGGAUGGUGGGGGUUAUGUUUGUGAAUGUCUCGAAGGAACCACCGGUACAAAUUGUGAAAUUGAUUCUUUGAACGAAUGUAAUAGCAAUCCCUGUCGACAUCCUGACGCAAUUUGCCAGGAUAAGUUAGGCGACUACGCAUGUUACUGCCCGCCGAAACAUACAGGCAAGAAUUGCGAAAUUUACGAUCGUAAUUCCCCAGGAGGUUUGGGAACCAUUGUCGUUUCGCGAAAGGAUGUCAAUACAUUUUAUGCGAAAGAUUUGGAAUUGCAAAGAAAACAAUGUGUGAAGAACAACUGCUCGUCAAAGCGAGGUAAUUUCAGAUGUGACGAAGAAUGUAACACGUAUGCUUGUGAUUUUGAUGGGAACGACUGUUCGUUGGGUAUAAAUCCGUGGGUAAAUUGCACUGCACCAAUUAAAUGCUGGGAGGUUUUUAUGGACGGGAAUUGUGAUAAGGAGUGCAACAACCCACAGUGUUUAUUUGACGGGCGCGAUUGCGAAAAAUCACUGCAACCUUGUAAUCCAGUUUACGACGCCUAUUGUCAAAAACAUUACGCAAACGGCCACUGCGAUUACGGGUGUAAUAACGCUGAAUGUAAUUGGGACGGAUUAGAUUGUGAUCGAAAACCACCAGAAAUAGCUGAGGGAAUUAUCGUUAUGAUUGUGCUAAUGGAUAUGCAGGCAUUCAAACAGAAUUUGGUCGCUUUCUUGAGGGACACCAGUUAUCAGUUACGGACGACGGUGCGAGUGAAAAAAGAUCAGCUUGGAAAUGACAUGAUUUAUCCCUGGACGGGAACGUCGACAACAAAUCUUCAAGAUACUUAUUAUGGCCAAAAACACAGUGUGAUAUUUUCAGAACAGUACGGAAAUGCUGGGGUUAAAGUUUACUUGGAAAUCGACAACCGAAAAUGUACCUCUUUAUCUGAUUCAGAUUACUGCUUCCAAUCUGCAAAUGCAGCUGCCGAGUUUCUGGCGGCUAAAGCUUCUAGACACACACUUUCCCAGUCAUUCCCAAUCUAUAAAGUCACUGGUGUUAAUGCUCCUAUAGAAGAUGGUGGAGAAACUCCCACGAACGCCAAGUAUGUGAUAAUAGGAAUUUUGCUAAUGUUCUUAGUGGGCGCGGUCAUUGGAGUUAUUGUCACCACUCAAAGAAAACGCGCAUCUGGAAUUACAUGGUUUCCAGAAGGCUUCCUCAGAACUAACUCCGGGACAAGACGAAGGUCGCGUCGCCGAGGACCAGAUGGUCAAGAAAUGCGCGAUCUGAAUAAAAACCCAUCCAUAGCAUGUAUGGAUCUUGACUUAAAUUCGCACGGCGGACAUAUGGGACAUGCCCAACAGUGGUCGGAUGAUGAAUCUGAUAUGCACCAACCGAAACGCAUGCGCGUGUUAGAAGCAGGAUACGCGAGCGAUCAUACUGCAAUUACCGACUAUGAGGAGGCGGAGCCACGAACUUGGGGCCAGCAGCAUUUGGAGGCGGCCGAUCUAAGACCCCCAGCUUCUAUGCUAACACCUCCUCAAAAUACCGACAUUAGCGACAUAAACGCCAGAGGUCCUUGUGGAAUGACGCCAAUUAUGGUGGCAGCUGUACGCGGUGGAGGUAUUGAUACUGGAGAAGACGAGGAAGAUGAUACAGCAGGAAACGUUAUACAAGAUCUUGUAGCUCAAGGCGCCGAGCUCAACGCCACCAUGGAUAAAACCGGCGAAACGUCCUUACAUUUGGCCGCACGAUACGCCAGAGCAGAUGCUGCAAAACGACUGUUGGACGCUGGUGCGGACGCGAAUGCUCAAGAUAACACUGGUCGUACCCCUCUACAUGCCGCGGUUGCCGCCGAUGCCGUUGGAGUUUUCCAAAUUCUCCUUCGGAAUCGAGCUACUAACCUUAAUGCACGCAUGCACGAAGGUACCACACCUCUAAUUCUUGCUGCCCGAUUAGCUAUAGAGGGUAUGGUACAAGAUCUAAUUAGCGCAGAAGCAGACAUAAAUGCCGCGGACAAUUCGGGUAAAACGGCGCUGCACUGGGCGGCCGCAGUAAACAAUGUAGAAGCGGUUAAUAUUCUUCUCGCACAUGGUGCUAAUAGGGACGCUCAAGACGAUAAGGACGAAACUCCACUCUUCUUAGCUGCCAGGGAAGGCUCUUACCAAGCGUGUAAAGCACUUUUGGAAGCAUACGCAAAUAGGGAAAUAACGGAUCAUAUGGAUAGAUUACCGAGAGAUGUCGCUAGUGAACGGUUGCAUCACGAUAUUGUUAGGCUUCUCGAGGAGCACAUUCCUAGAAGUCCCCAGAUGGUUAAUGUGGUUCAAAGCAAUUCGAUGCUAACAUCCUCAAAUGGACAGAUGAUUCAGCAGCCCACCGUUAUAGUUGCUAAAAGACAGAAAUCGAAGAGGCCAAGUAAGAUGGGUCACAAUGGACCUUUAGAUCCGGCAAGUCCAGAAAUAGAAGGUGCAAACACUGGAGGGAGUAUAAGACGUAAACCUAGUAUAAAGAAAUGUCAGAAAAAGGGCAUAAAUAGCGUAAACCACACUGAAAUUCCGCACAGCAUCGAUUCUGUCAAUUCCACACUUAGUCCUGUGGAAUCACCCAUGACCAAUAAUUCGCUGCCCAGCCCUUACGAUACGGGUUCGAUUUAUUCCAACAUGGGAAUGGCGUCUGCCUUAGAAGGAUUAAUAAGUAAUAAACAACCACCAAGUUAUGAAGAUGUCAUAAAAACCAAUCAGUCCAUUCAUAAUCUUCUAAACUUGGAAAAUUAUGGGCCUUUCACACUAUCAAAUUUCCAAGAUCAGCUAAUCUUACAAAGGCAGUUACAACCAAAUACGCUUAGUCCUCCUUACUCCAACCAAUCGCCACCCCAUUCGGUUCAAUCAAACAUGUCAUUGUCACCUCAAGCAUAUAACGGAUCUCCUUCGCCUGCAAAAUCGCGUCCGUCUUUACCGACAAGCCCGACCCACAUAGCUGCAAUGAGAGCCGCCACCCAGCAAAAGCACGGCGGAGUGCCACAAACUCAAAAUCUCCCGAUGGGUUUCGAUUUUAGCCAAGCGGGACUCGAGUUAUCCCUAGCGUACACGUCCGCGCAGCCGCACAGCGUCACGCCGCCCACGUUGCAUCCGCAGCAGUUUCAACAGAAUUACUUUCUAACGCCUCCAUCUCAACAUUCCGAUAUUACUCCGCAGCAUUUAGGACCGGACAACUUCCCCACGCCCAGUCCGGAAAGUCCGGGCCACUGGUCGUCGAGCUCUCCCCACUCGUGUGUAUCCGAUUGGUCGGAAAAUAUCACCAGCCCGAAUACAUACCACACCUCCGGACAUCAGACAAAUAAAGGUGUCGACGCCGUUUAUAUUUGAGAGUCGAGGACACUAAAGUCCUGUUUAGGUUAAGCUAUUCCCCUAACAUGACAUAUUCUAAGAUCUCAUUUGCAUUUCGAAAAUAGUAUAUCGGAAAAACUGUCGAAUGGCGGCAAAUGUACCGUGUACAUUUGCGUAGUAGAAUAUGUUUGGUAAUGGCAAUAUUAACCUUAACCAGAAUGACGCCAAUGUUUUAAAUAAAAAUUUAUUUGUAACUUAUCACGUGCCUUGACACUUGUUAAAAAUGUUGUAAUUUUAAUGUAAUAUGUAUUUACAAAAUGCCCUGUAAAUAGUUAUUUUAAUAUUGUUAGCUAUAUCUCUUUUUAAUGCAAGAUACUGGUUUUAUAUAGUUAAGAGGUAGAAUACACUAUCGCCAAAAUUUCAAAAAUCAACUACAAAAGUGUCUUACAUGUCUGUGAUUUUUAAGUAAUUUAUGUUUUUAACAUCCUUGCUAAAGGUAACAGUAGCUUUAUAAGUUUUAAUUUAAAUAGCCACUGUCUUGUAGGUGGCCACUGAUAAGGUUAAAGGUGGUGGUAUCUGGUAUUCUAAAUUUUAUGCUAAAGAUUUAUCACAAACAGACAGUUAUAUAACUGAAUGUUAAAAAUUAGGAAUUUAAAAUAUCGUUUGAGAAAUUGUGUUAAAUUAAAAUGUCUUUGGCAGAAUACCACCACCUUUAACCUUAUCCGUGUGACCGCCUACAAGAAAGUAGACAUAUACAAGUAGAUUUUCAUUAUUGUACAUUCACAAAAAUCAUUUGAAAAAUUUUAGUACGUUUU